AUGAAAUUCUUGAGCGACAAAGAUUCGACCGAAGAGGAUAUGAAAGAGAUUGAGGAUGCGGGAAAAUUGAGAGCGGAUGCUAGAAAGAUUGUGAAAAAGCUUGACGAGAAAUUGUGUGAGAAUAACGUUACCUCCGUUGUGGAAUCAAGUGCUGGGUCAACGUCGAAUGAGUCAGUAACGACUGCGAGUAAAGUCCGAGCCAAGUUACCGAAAUUGGAAGUUAAAAGAUUUAAAGGGAACGUGUGCAAAUGGCAAGAGUUUUGGGACUCGUUCGAGAGUUCAGUACAUUUGAAUGACGGUUUAUCUGACGUAGAUAAAUUUAACUACCUUCGAGGGCUUUUAGAAGAGCCAGCAAAGUCAUGUAUCACGGGAUUUUCGUUGACUGCGGCGAGUUACAAGUCGGCUGUUGAUAUUUUAGAGGAACGUUACAGGAAAAAGUCAGCCGUGCAACGUGCACAUAUGCAGCAGUUGAUGAAAACCGAGUGUGUUAAAGAUGAGAAAGAUCUGGUGUCACUGCGACGUUUAUGUGAUUGUGUUGAGACGCACUACAGGGGUUUAGAGGCGCUGGGUAUCGAGAAAAAUACGUAUUCGUCAAUCGUUGUGCCUCAUAUAUUGGAUUGUUUACCCGAGUCUGUGCGGUUAAUCAUCACAAGAGAAAAGGACUUCCACAAGUGGGAUGUAGAGAAUCUACUAGAGCCCUUGAAAAGGGAGAUUGAAUUGCGUGAAGAACAUCGCGAGCCAGAGCGCAAGGGUAGUCGAGAGUUUGUCGAAUGCUCAAGCUGGAAAAGAAGUCCUUUGUCGGCCCAAGCUUUACUCACGAAGUCAAGAGUAGAAGCCUGCGCUUCCUGUUUGGGUAUACAUCACCAUGAAGACUGCAAUCGAGUGAACAGUAAGGAGAAACGUAAGGAACUUUUAGUAAAGUACUCUCGUUGUUUUAACUGUUUGAGAAAGGGCCAUUUGGCACGUAAUUGUAAUGUUAAAGUUAAUUGUAAUACUUGUAAAGGGGAGCAUCACACUGCUUUGUGUGAUCAGGGAAAGGUACAUAAAAGUAAGCCCAAGGGACCUGAGGCAGAUGGAGGGGAUAGGGAGGUAAGCACCAUGUUAAUUGUAAGUCCAGAAAAUAGUAUAGUUUCUAAGUCUUGUUCUAAAGUUGUGUUGCAGACGGCUCAAGCAAUGUUGGUUGGCAAGAAAAGCGGUCGUGUGAGAGAUUGA
This is a messenger RNA of Paramuricea clavata, 1212 nucleotides long. The record is from the annotation of a GenBank genome assembly. Lineage: Eukaryota; Metazoa; Cnidaria; Anthozoa; Malacalcyonacea; Plexauridae.